AGGUAAACAAUAAGCACAUCCGGUGUAACUGUCUCCCUUUAAUUAUUAGCCGUUGUGUAGCGAGCUCACCAAAGUCUACACAAAACACAUUUCUAGUGUCAAAAAGAGUCCAUGAUUCGCAAAAGAAACCUGAGUUUGGUUGAUAAUAGUCUCUGUCCGGAGCCCAUGGAGCCUCCCGGGUCUGUAGUCCGCACAGACGAGGAUUUACUGGAGCCCGAUGAUGAGCUGCUGUGCUCGGUCAGCGACAUCACGGAGCACCUCGGCCGAAACAUCACCAUGGUGCUGGACACGGCGCUCUCCGAGAUCCGCCAAAUGAUCACCAUCAGAAUCCGCGUCCUGAAGAUGGAGCUGCGGGAGAAGAGCCAGGAGGUCGAGGUGUUAAAGGCGAGACUGUGCACGGGGCAGGGGGACACUAUGCCCGGGGGCGGUGGGUCUACAGUGGAUCCGUCUACAGAUCUGAUAAAGCACGAAUCCGGGUCCAAGAAUAGCAACGGCACCGAGACCAGGAGAGCCAAAGUGCUGCCCGGGGUCAAGAAGGAGAACAUAGACGCCAUAUGCGACUAUCUGAUGAAAGACAAGAACUCCCGAGGAUCUGGAGACAUGGAGACGGAGCAGAGCCAGUGCAGCACCGACAGACCUGCCCGAACCGAGUCUGACCCGCCCCUCAGCAUGUGGUCCGACCCCGGGGUGGCUGGUGACGACUCAGGUCAUGAAGAGUCCGAGUCCACCGCAGAGGACCUCUUCAGCAUGCUGCCCUCAGGAAGCAAACGCAUGUACGAUUACGAGUGGAUAGCCCCGGUAGACUACUCCACUGACCUCAAAGUUAUGAAGGACCCUGAGUGUGAGGAUGGACAUGCUGCAGAGGAGAGUGAGAAGGAGCUGAGGCGGGAUGGGGGCAGUCUGGCCCAGGAGCCACUGUUGAAUGAUCAGCAACCAGAGUUCUCCAUGGAGCAUCCCAGUUCUCCAGGGGAAGCUGGAGGUCCUGUGCAGAGCAGCAUGAGCAGACAGGACUCUGUACGUGCCUUCCCGACACACUCCUUCAUCUGCUCACUCUGUGCAACCUUUUGUCCUGGACCUGCAUUCCUGGAGGAGCACAUUAAACUGAUACACCCGGACUCAGUGGAGGCUCAAGCACUGGAGGCGCUGCAGUCCACAGCAGCAGGCUCUGGGCUGGGAGACAAUGGCACAGAGCUAAGCCAGGGGCCCGGGGCUCAAAGAGAGGCCGGCCCUUCACCAGAGGCAACUAAACCUCAGCGGCGGUGCUUUGGGGUUAAGAAGGAGGUCAGGAUCGAGGGGGGUUACCAGUGUGGAGAGUGUGGACGCUGCUUUAACUACCUGGGGAACCUGCGGCAGCACCAGCGCAUCCACACUGGAGAAAAGCCCUUUGUGUGUCCUGAGUGUGGAGAGCGCUUCAGACAUGCAGCCCGCCUCAAGAGCCAUAGGCUGGUGCACAGCGGUAAUGAGAGCCCCUUCCCCUGCCCCCAGUGUGGGAAGGGCUUCUCUGUGCUAUCAGGCCUGAAGAGGCACCAGCGUGUACACACAGGAGAGAGCCCCUACGCUUGUCCGCAGUGUGGCCGCCGCUUCAAAGAGCUGGGCAAUCUGUACACUCACCAGAGGAUCCACAGCGGGGCCACGCCGUACUGCUGCCAGCAAUGUGGGAGGAGCUUCAGGCACCUGGGAACCUACAAGAGCCACCGUUGUAUCCCUGGGCUCCUAGACUUGCCCACCGUGCCCCUGAACACAGCCAGGUCAGAGCACAGUCGGUCUAUGGACUCACACAGUGAGCAGACAGAGCACACAGGCCUAGCACAGAGCACCUGAACACUGGCCUAACAGUCAAACUUCACCUCUGUUCAAACUAUUAUUCUGCACAGGUGCCCUGCCCAAACCCUGGAGCGAAAAUGGCUCUGUUCAGAAAUCUGCUCCGUGUGAAAUCAUGAAGCACUUUAAACCCAAAUCACUCACUUUAAAAUCUUUGAUCUCUCAGUCUUUUUCUAUUCUUGCCCAAAGUGGACAUCUGAACGUUUCAAAGGAACGUUCUUAAAUAAUUUAUUUGUUCGUUCAAUCUUAUUGUAAUCACUUUAUAUGCGUGACAUGUUACAAAAUAAUCACUCCAAAAGGAAAGAAAAACUCUGCCCUUGAGUUUUUAACUGGUACUGACCUUUUAUGAAGUAACACAUAUUAAACUGAUUGUUAAUGUGUACUGGUUUCAAAUGGAAAAGUCCAAGCACCUAACAACCUGUGAUCUAAUAAAUACUGAACAAUGAUUGACAAUGAUAA
Boleophthalmus pectinirostris (great blue-spotted mudskipper) is the source of this 2280-nucleotide messenger RNA. It is a transcript of the gene znf16l, whose product is annotated as zinc finger protein 16 like. The transcript has 3 exons. NCBI's taxonomy places the organism in Eukaryota, Metazoa, Chordata, Actinopteri, Gobiiformes, Gobiidae. The coding region runs from base 112 to 1821 and encodes 569 amino acids. The record is from RefSeq and is a predicted model, not a curated record. Gene Ontology annotation, molecular function: RNA polymerase II cis-regulatory region sequence-specific DNA binding; DNA-binding transcription factor activity. Gene Ontology annotation, biological process: regulation of transcription by RNA polymerase II.